UUCAUUUUCGUCCCUCGCCAGGCGACAAACAGUGGAGAAGACCCCAAGGGAGCAAUGCUGGAUAGAGGCAUCUCAGCCUUCCUGCUCUCCUGUACAAACCUGCUUGAUAUGUGAUCGCUGGUGUUAGAUGUCCUCAUGGGUGUGUGAUAUGAUGCAUGAUGCCUUUGAAGAGAAGGUACGUGCGCCGUUGCUGUGUUCGGCGCUCAUACGCUUCACAAGAGCAUUCUGAUUUCUCACAAGAGACCUUCCUGAUCCCGCCUCAACUGUCUUCGGAAAUUCGAAUGGAGGCAAACGCGUUGGGAAAAACAUGGAUCAACAGCUUCUGCGUUGUCCUCAAUCUUAUCCCUCUAUCUCUACAUUCUCCCAUACGUGACCAAAUCCCUUUCAUGGCGCUCAUUAUCGCUGUCUCGUGUUCGUUUCUUGCUCUACCCAUGUUUUCUCCACUAAGUCCUUUCGGUGCCAUCUUCCCCAACAAUCGUGCCAAUCCUGGCAGUUCUUGGUCAUGGAGCUCAAAGACAUCGUACUUGAACCACACUCGUGAUGUUAUAUCGAUGGUCCCCAUCUUUCCGGGAACCCCUUGUUAUUAUACAAAUUCUGUGGACGUGAUGAAGCAGAUCCUCGGAAACGAAAGCAAGUUGAACCUUGUCAAACCACAAGACUUGACUCUCGCAAGAAUCCUGGGCGACAGCCUUUCGUCGGCAAGUGGCGAUGUUUGGCGACGACACCGUCGCGUUGUGGCCCCAGCUUUUACCAAUAAGAUAUUUUCCUCCGUUUGGAAGGAAGCUAGAGCGGUCUAUGACCAGAUGCUUCAAGCAGAGGGCUGGAGCCUUCAAACAGAUAUCAUGUUUGUGGAAGCCCACUCCUUUUUACUCAAGUUCACUUUCAUGAUCAUCUCGAAAUGUGGAUUCGGAUUUGCCACGUCCUGGUCUCCGCCUGAGUCGGGCGCCAUGGCUUUUCCGGAGGCUCUCCGCGUGGUGUCAGAGAUCAUUGUGCCCCGGAUGGUCCUUCCGUCUUGGGCUUACAAGCUUCCUGUGAAAAGUCUACGCAGGAUCGGGGAUGCCUGGUCGAUUGUUGCAUCGUUCAUAUCGGCCUCGAUCGAUACAAGGAGAAAUGAUCAGAUGGACGGGGCCGACUUGGACGAUGCCAGCUUACCAGGCGAUAUCCUCAACCGCCUCGUGGCGUCCAGCCUCGGGACACAGAAGUACUCUCUCAGCGAGCAAGAAGUGGUUGCCAACAUGUUUUCACUCAUGUUCGCGGGCCAUGAGACCACGGCAAGCGGUUUGAUGUCGACCUUUGUCUAUCUCGCCCUCUACCAAGAUGAGCAGGACAAGGCGUUUCAAGAGGUCAAGGCGGCAUUCGGGACCCAUAAUUUAUCCGAACUCAUCGACAGCAGCCAGUUGAGCCGCACUCUUGCCUGCUUUCUGGAGGCCCAAAGGCUCUGCCCCGCUGCCUUGUUCUUUCCCCGGGAGAUGACCGAAGACGUGCCGAUCGCCGUCGCCCGCCCGACGGCGUCGACCGUCGUGCUCAAGAAAGGCGCCCUGAUGAUUUUCGACCUGAUCGCGAUGUUCCGCAACCCAUACCUGUUCCAGGACCCGGACCGGUUUUGCCCCGAGAGGUGGAUCGGCGCCUCCGAGCAGGAGGUCGGGAUGUUCGGGAUGGGCCCGCGCGCCUGCGUAGGGCGCAAGUUCGCGCAGGUCGAAGCCCUCGCUAUCCUCGCCUCGUUCCUUUUCGACUGGAAAUUCGAGCCCGUCCUGGGCGAGGGUGAGACUGCGGAGAAGUAUGAAGAGAGGGCGAUGGGCUGCGCGCGCCUCUCGGGGACUGCAUUCACGUUUGACCGGAUUCCGUUGAGGCUUGUCAAAAGGAUCCCCUGAGGUCGGUCACGGCUCAGACUCAUACCCUCUUGUGCCCUGCCCAUGAUCGCUGCGGAAUUCUGUUCCCUCCGUCGCGUCACUGUCACUACGCUUCAUUUGAUCAUCCUCGAUCUCUGAACUCGUUGGACGGCUGUAUACCAUGCAUUCAGUGUAUCCGACAUGCAUGUGCUUGAGGUUAUCUUAGCUCUUACUUUCUGCCCAAUAGGGUUUGUCGUGAGCCUCGAGGAAGAUGUCGUACUACAUUUAAUAUGCCAUCGGCGAUGGUACAAGU
Molecule: messenger RNA, 2142 nt
Organism: Heterobasidion irregulare TC 32-1
Lineage: Eukaryota; Fungi; Basidiomycota; Agaricomycetes; Russulales; Bondarzewiaceae
Gene: cpm97
Product: cytochrome P450 monooxygenase 97
Exons: 14
Coding region: 387-1871 (494 amino acids)
Molecular function (GO): iron ion binding; oxidoreductase activity, acting on paired donors, with incorporation or reduction of molecular oxygen; heme binding
Source: RefSeq, a predicted model, not a curated record